This is a messenger RNA of Dendrobium catenatum, 1821 nucleotides long. Its product is annotated as aspartyl protease family protein At5g10770-like. The transcript has 3 exons. Lineage: Eukaryota; Viridiplantae; Streptophyta; Magnoliopsida; Asparagales; Orchidaceae. Gene Ontology annotation, biological process: proteolysis. Gene Ontology annotation, molecular function: aspartic-type endopeptidase activity. Bases 1 to 1821 code for a protein of 606 amino acids. The record is from RefSeq and is a predicted model, not a curated record.
AUGGCCUUUUUGGAGAAUCCUCCUACCGGUCAACCUGAACAUACUACUACAUUUCUCCCGUCAAAUAGUGGUGUUGAUAUUGUGGUUAAUCUUGGGUUUAAUGAUUCUUAUUCUCUAAAUAACACUACUUCUUCUUUACCAAUUUUAAAUUCUAGUUUGAAUACUAAUAGAUACGUUAAUUUUGAUGAAGUUAGCUGCUCUGUUUUCAAUCAGGAAAACCUUGUUGUUAAUGGUCGUGAAGAAGUUUUGAAGGAAGGCACGAGUCCUUCCAAGCUCAAUGUGGUCCACCAGCAUGGCCCGUGCUCAUCCUUGAAACACCAAUACAAGCCUUCAUAUGUCGAUCUCUUCCGUCAGGAUCAAGCCCGUGUUGAAUACAUCCAACGCCAGGCUGCCAACACCACCGUUCGCCUAAACCUUGUUGGAGGCUCCCUUUCUGCAGAACUUCCGACAAACAUUGAUUAUUCUCUUGGUGUUUUCAACUAUAUCGUCAAUAUUGGCCUAGGCACCCCUACCAAGUUCUUCACACUUAUGAUCGACACUGGUAGUGAUCUCACUUGGACCCAAUGUAUCCCCUGCAUUAACUGUUAUAACCAAAAAGACCCAUUUUAUGACCCGACCCAAUCCUCCACCUUCACCACCAUCAAAUGCUUCUCUAACUAUUGUACCCAGCUCCCUCGAUUUGGCUGCACACCUACCUUGACCUGUAUCUACGAGCAAAAAUAUGUUAGUCGUGCAAUUACUAAAGGUUCCCUCAUUAAAGACACCUUAAAAUUCUCCGAUGAUAAUAUUCAAAACAUCCCCUUUGGUUGUGGACAUAACAACACUGGAUAUUUUGGACAUGUAGAUGGGUUAUUAGGCCUUGGCCGAGGUGCCCUUUCAAUUAUUUCCCUAACUGCUCAAUUGUAUAAUAAUAUAUUCUCAUAUUGUUUACCAUCAGGGCCCAAUAAUGUUGGAUAUCUCGAACUAGGUAGCCCAGCUCUUGGUGUGAAGUAUACACCGAUGCUAACCAACCCAAAAAUGCCCUCCUUCUACUUCAUCAAUCUCACUGCCAUUUCUGUUGGGGGAGAAAGGCUCGCCAUUUCACCUACUAUAUUUAGCGGCCCUGGAACUUUGUUAGACUCUGGCACACCAUUUACCCACUUACCACCAACUGCCUACUCUGCCCUACGCAGCGUUUUCCGAGAAAAAAUGAUCAAUUACCCAAUGGCACCACCACUAUCUCAACUUGACACAUGCUAUGACUUCACUAACUUCGAGCAAGUGGUGUUACCAGAGAUUUUGAUGAUCUAUGAUGGCGAAGUGACAGCUAACUUAGAUUUCUCAGGGAUACUUUUGGUGGCCAAAAAGUCUCAAGCAUGCUUAUCAUUCAUUGCAAAUAAGGAUGAUAGUAAUCUUGUGGUUAUUGGUAAUAUGCAACAACGCAGGUUCAAUGUAGUCUAUGAUGUAGGGAACUUACAAAUUGGCUUUGGGCCUAAUGGUUGUAGCUACUGCCGGAAAAAAUGGCGUCGGAAAUCGUUGCCGGCGGUUUUUUUUGGGUGGUCUAUUUCUCCGACGGCGCUUGCCGUCGGUUAUCACGAGAGUUAUUAUUGGCGGCUUUCCGGCUGUCCAACCACCGGCAACCAUACCGGCGACUACUUGGAGGUACAUGCCGACAGAAUUGCCGGCGGUUGUAGCCACCGGCGUGUCGCCGAAGAACCGCCAGCCAGCAUCGGUAAAUUGCUAGUAAAAUAUCGGCGGUUACCUGGCGGUCCGAACCGACGGCAUGUCCGACGGUGUAAGCAGCUGGUGUAUCGCCGGACACCCACCGGCAAGCAUCGGUAA